Messenger RNA from Colletotrichum navitas, 897 nucleotides. RefSeq names its product HSP20-like chaperone. The coding region runs from base 133 to 690 and encodes 185 amino acids. Gene Ontology annotation, biological process: response to heat; protein folding; protein complex oligomerization. The record is from RefSeq and is a predicted model, not a curated record. The transcript has 2 exons. NCBI's taxonomy places the organism in Eukaryota, Fungi, Ascomycota, Sordariomycetes, Glomerellales, Glomerellaceae.
GAACUUUAUUCACUCCAUGAACCCCAACAUGCGCGCCGGCGCUGGCGUUGACUACUCCACCCCGUGGGCCAAUGUUCCGCCGGGCUUCCCCUACCACGGCGCCGAGUUCGGUCUCGGCAGCGGCCACGGCGGAUGGGGAGCCUACGGCGGCUGGGGCGAACCCCGCCUCCGCCGUACCACCUGCCCGGAGACUUGCAGCAGUGGCUGAACCAGUUCGCCGGUCACCCCCUCGCCCAGCAGAUCCGCGAGUGGGCUUCCCGCUUCGGCGUCAACACCACCGGUCCCGGCCCCCGCUCCCGCGGCCACGGCCCCGACUUCGCCGACGACGAGUCCUCUUUCACGCCGCCCGCCGACAUCUUCGCCACGGAAAAGGCCUACGUCCUGCACUUCGCGCUCCCCGGCGCUAAGAAGGACGACAUCGGCGUCGACUGGAACGCCGAGAAGGGCGAGCUCCGCGUCGCCGGCGUGGUCUACCGCCCCGGCGACGAGGACUUCCUCGCGACCAUGACGUCGAGCGAGCGCAGGAUCGGAAUGUUCAGCCGCUCCGUGCCCCUGCCGCCCGCCGGCUCCGCCAGGGAGGAGAUUGACGCGCCCUCCAUCACGGCCAAGAUGGAGGACGGCAUCCUCAUCGUCACUGUCCCCAAGGUGGAAAAGGAGUGGACCGAGAUCCACAAGGUCGACAUCAAGUAAACGAUGCGCCGCGGCAUUUUUCAGUGCUUUGCUUUUUCAUUUUUGUUUUUUGGUGUCGGACGGUUUUGCAAAUUGCAAGGUCAGGUAUUUGGAUGAUGGUGGUAAAUUAUGGGGAGUUGCCGUUUAGGAGUUUUAUUAGGUAGAUGGAGAAAGACAGCCGUUUUGCAUUCAAUAUUCAUGCGAGUCCAUUAGAUGUGAUAAACCACC